Messenger RNA from Toxorhynchites rutilus septentrionalis, 2433 nucleotides. RefSeq lists its product as uncharacterized. Bases 1 to 2433 code for a protein of 810 amino acids. The transcript is spliced from 2 exons. Lineage: Eukaryota; Metazoa; Arthropoda; Insecta; Diptera; Culicidae. The record is from RefSeq and is a predicted model, not a curated record.
AUGUACAUCAUAAUCGUCGUCCCGGUCCUACAGUUGGUGUUGGUAAAAGGGGCUUCCUACCUGCAACAGCAGGCAAUAACAGGUAUUGAGGAAGUUCCCUCGCCACCCGACCCAGUCGUGCCCUUUAUCAACAUCUGCCAUCACCAUUGUCCCGGUCCUGUGGUCGGUGUUGGUCCAGGGAGCUUCCGGCCUGUAAGUUCAGGCGAGUAUACUGAUAAUUCUGAACUUUCGGCACCUGAAAUCCCUUCGAUUUCCAGUUCCUGCGAUCGACGUUCCUCGAACCUCCGGAUUUAUUAUCAAAAUGUGCGUGGAUUGAGGACCAAAAUAGAUGCUUUCUUCUUGUCUGUUUCCGAAGAAGAGUUUGAUUUGAUUGUCCUGACUGAAACAUGGCUGGAUGAUCGCAUCUCAACGCAGCUUUUUGGACCUUCGUACGCCGUAUACCGAACCGAUAGAAGUCAUCUGAAUAGUCAUAAAUCUCGUGGUGGAGGAGUACUGAUUGCAAUCACGAGGCGACUAACCAGUUAUCUUGAUCCUGCCCCUAUUUCUCUCCUACUUGAGCAACUGUGGGUUUUGGUGGAAGUUAAUCACAACACUAUAAGUAUCGGCGUUAUUUAUCUCCCGCCUAACAGGAAAAACGAUAGUACGGCGAUCGACGAACACGUGGAAUCCAUUGGUUCAGUUUCAGCUCGUUUGAAAGUUCACUCUCCUGCUCUUCUGUUCGGUGACUAUAAUCAAGCAGGUUUGCAGUGGUGUUUCCCCGAAAGUAGUACACCAGUCAUCGAUCCAUUGACAUCGCAUAUAUCCGAGGCCUGCUGUGCUCUCCUGGACGAAUUCAACCUUCACGGUUUUUCUCAAUCCAACACACAUCUGAAUAGAAAUGGUAGAUUACUGGACCUUGUCCUGGCCAAUGAUGCUGCAUUACCCAUUUCUUCGAUUGCUUUGGCGGCUGAUCCCCUAAUUGAUCUCGAUGCUGAUCACCCUGCUCUCGUCACGUUAAUAAGCUUGCACACUCCGAUCGUUUAUGUUGCACCAUCUGAACAAACAUCUCUGAACUUCCGUCGAGCCAACUACGCUUUAUUGAGUGAUGAACUCGCCAAUAUUGACUGGAAUUUCAUCGAAUCUACCGAUAGUGUCAAUGUCGCAGUGGAGUACUUCUGUACAGCAGUAGUGGAUGCUAUCUUUCGUGUUGCUCCUGCUCGACGACCACCUCAUAAUCCUCCUUGGUCCAAUCGCCGCUUACGCGAGCUGAAGCGAAAACGAUCAACCGCUCUGCGAAGUUACAGUAACUGCCGGUCAUCUUACUUCAAACGACAGUUCAAUUUGGCCAGUCGUUGUUACCGUCAAUAUAACCGUUUUCUCUAUAAUCGGUACGUAAAACGAACGGAAGCGAAUCUACGCACCAACCCUCGUGGGUUCUGGUCAUUUGUGAAUACCAAACGAAAAGAUGCUGGACUGCCUUGUUCUAUGUUUUUUGGAAAUAGCACGGCUAAUAAUGAUCCUGAGAAAUGCAAUUUGUUUGCACGUCAUUUCAAACGAGUGUUCAACAAUUCCUCAACCUCUGCUAUGCAAGUUGCAGAAGCUACCAGCGGACUGCCUUGUGAUGAAUUCAACUUCGACAUUCCUCACUUUACAGAAGAGAUGAUGAAAACCGCAAUGCGUAAAUUAACGCUCUCGUAUGCCGCUGGGCCCGACGGAAUACCCUCAGCAGUCUUGAAGCUUUGUGCAGAUGUUCUUUGCUCUCCGUUAACAACGAUAUUCAAUCUGUCGGUUCAGCAAAGCGAAUUUCCAACCCGUUGGAACUCGGGAUGGCAAGUUGAUGCUGCAUACAUGGAUUUGAAAGCUGCUUUCGAUUCAGUGAACCACGAAAUUCUCCUCGCUAAACUGGAUAAACUCGGUGUUUCAUCAAGAAGUGUUAAUUGGUUCAGAUCCUACUUAUUAGAUCGCUCAGUUCGGAUCAAGAUUGGCCUCUCAGAAUCGGAGACGUUUUCCAACAAUUCUGGAGUCCCGCAAGGCAGUAACCUCGGGCCGCUAUUAUUUUCAUUAUUUUUGACUGAUGUUUCGUUGCUGAUACCUCCGGAAUGCCGUUUCUUUUUUGCUGACGAUGUAAAAAUAUUCAAAUUAGUCAAAUGCCAUUCGGACUGCCAGGAUCUGCAAACUUUGGUAUGUACCUUUGCAGAUUGGUGUUCCAGAAACAUGCUGAGUGUCAGUGUCGAAAAAUGUAACGUGAUCUCCUAUCACCGCAAAAAUCAACCGAUCAUCCAUGACUACAUCCUGUUUGGUUGUCAUCUUGACCAGGUACAACACCUCAAGGAUCUCGGAGUUAUCCUGGAUAGCGGACUUUCUUUUCGGAAUCACUAUCACGAUAUUGUUGCCAGAGCCAAUCGCCAAUUGGGCUUUAUAUUCAAAAUUGCCGACGAAUUUCGCGGACUUUAA